GUUUAAAACUUGGAGGCAGGACUAUAUUUGUUAGUUCCGGGGGAUGGCGCGUCGAGGGACCCAGGAAGAGACCGUUUCGAGGGCAAUAAAUGAGGUUCACGCGGGAAUUACUUUUGACCACGGGAAAUUGGUGGACGUGACUCUGACGUUAAUUAGCCACAAGCUCCUGCACUAGAGUCCUUUCGAAAUGAUGCAAAAUUUCCUCAGCUCCGACGAUCCACUCAACCUGGACAAUGUUCGAGCGACGCUUAUACGACUUGAGGACAGCAUCAUUUUCGCUCUGAUCGAACGGGCGCAGUUUGCACUUAAUCCUCGAGUUUACGAGAAGGGCGCAUUUCAAGAGUUGAUCGACCUAGGAUUUAACGGCACUCUUCUAGGAUGGUUCCUCAAAGAGACGGAGAGCUUCCAUGCCAAGGCACGACGAUACACGAGCCCAGAUGAGCACCCCUUUACUCCAAUAGAGUGCCUACCAAAGCCUAUCCUCCCUCUUCUUGAAAUGCCUGCGAUCCUCCAUCCGAACAAGAUCAACGUCAAUCCCUCCGUCUUGUCUUUCUAUACGCGAACUAUUGUUCCUCUUAUCACUCGACGAGCGACAAGAGAUUUCGCUGCUAUGAGCCGAUCCAAGGGUAGGAAUGGAGGCGAAGAGUUUGAGGAUGAUGGCAACUAUGGCAGUUCUGUCACGGCCGACCUCGCUGCUCUGCAACUCAUCAGCAAACGAGUCCAUUACGGGAAAUUCGUUUCCGAGUCCAAAUUCCGCUCUGACCCUGCCGCGUUCAUUCCACACAUACUCAAACCAGACCCUCAGGCUCUUGAGGCCCUUAUCACCAAGCCUGCAGUCGAGAAGGCGCUUCUGGACCGGAUUGUCGAGAAAGCCAGCAUCUAUGGACCUGAUUUAGGUGUGGAUGGGAAAUUGCCGAUUCAGAAUGGGAACCAUUCUGAUACCAAGUGGAGGAUUGACACUGAAACCGUUCGGGAGCUGUAUGAGGAUUGGAUCAUUCCCCUCACGAAGGAAGUAGAGGUUGACUACCUUCUCCGUCGUCUAGAUGGACUUACACAGGAAGAAAUUGACCUGCUUUCCAAAUCCCAAGGGCCUGAGGCAUGAAAACAUUGACAUGCCAGUCAUCGCUUGCUAUUUAGACACAAAUGGCCCUGCCAUUCCCCAACACUCUUAUAUUUCUUGUAUCCACAUAUUUUGUACUAUGUGCGUAUCCCUCUGGCGCUCAGCCGUUGGCGUCCUCAAACAGAGAAAUAAAGUGAGUGGAAGCGUUCGUGACGAA
Molecule: messenger RNA, 1277 nt
Organism: Cantharellus anzutake
Lineage: Eukaryota; Fungi; Basidiomycota; Agaricomycetes; Cantharellales; Hydnaceae
Product: chorismate mutase
Exons: 7
Coding region: 188-1102 (304 amino acids)
Biological process (GO): chorismate metabolic process; aromatic amino acid biosynthetic process
Cellular component (GO): cytoplasm
Molecular function (GO): chorismate mutase activity
Source: RefSeq, a predicted model, not a curated record